GGCAUUUAUAUUAUUUUUAUUCAUAAUAUCUUAUUAUAAUAAUUAUUACCAUAACGAUGUUAACGAUAAUGGAUAUUCUUCAGAAAUUCCAUUUGUUGAUAAUUCAGUACAGAAUAUGACAUGUCCGCAUUAUAAAAUAGCAUUGUUUAUUUUUUCACAAAUGGAACAAGUUGACAAACGUAUGCUAAUGAGGGAAGAAUUAUUUGGUAUCACAGAUAAUUUAAUUCCUUGCAUGAAACAAGACACAACUGAAAUUUUUUAUAGAUUCUUGGCAAAUAAAUCAAAGAAAAUUGAUAUGAGUAUUCUACAUUCGUAUACGGCCGAAAAAAUGGAGUUUAAUGAUAUUAUUGAAAUUGAUAUUCAACAUAGUGAUGACCUACACCAUUAUUUACUGGAAAACGCUAAAUCGUUACAAGAAGAAUGUACAACAUUUGAUCAUUUAGUAAUAAUAGACACAUUUACUAUGAUAAAUCUCGAAAAAAUCAAAAAUAAAAUUUCAACUUCGACACUAGUAACGGAUACACAAAAAUUGGUUUGGGGGUCAUUCAAUUCUAACAGAACGGAAAACAUGGCAGUAAUAAUAGGGGCAUCAGCAAUACAACCAAUUCUCGAUAAUUUGAAAUUUAAAUUAAACCACACAAGUAUUUUAUCAAGUCUAUACCUUUAUCAUAAGAAAUAUCCAAACAAAAAAAUUCCGAGCGAUUUGAUUUUUAUUAAUGAUCCAAUAAGUAUAAUAGAAUGGCCAAAUACAAUAACUAGUAUUGAGUGUGCUGAUUGUGUUGUUGCAAUUGGUCAUAUUUAUCAAGAUGUGGAAAUUAAACAAAUUAAAAAUGAACUUAAUAUUCCAACAACACUUCCUUGUAAUGCUCGCUCUGAUCUUAAAAUGUACUCAAAGGAGACAGCAUCCAAAUUUAGACCAAAUGUAGCUGUAGUAACAAGUAGUUUCUUAUAUAAAGAUAAUUGUAUGUUAGAAGCUGGAUUUCUUUCUGCAAAGAAUAAACGGGAAUAUGCCGAAAUGCAUGGUUACGCAUUCGUGUCUCGUUCAGCUGAAUUUGCACAACAACUUUAUCAUGAUAGAAAACCAGUUUGGGGUAAAAUUGAUGCCAUAGAAAAACUUUUGCCCUAUUAUGAAUGGUUAAUAUGGCUUGAUAUGGACGCUAUUUUCGUUAAUAGAUCUCUUACUGUUGAACGCUUUUUGGAAAUGUGCGAAGAAAAAGUUGGCGGAAAGGAAGAGUUUGAAAAAAUUAAUAUUAUUGUAGCCAGACCUAUUAAUGAUAAAAUGAUUAAUGCUGGUGUUUUCUUAAUUAAAAAUUCCGCUUGGACUAGAGAUCUUCUUAGACGUGGAAUACAACCUAGAUAUGAUUUCUCUUACACUGGUAGUUUAGAACAGGAAGCCAUGCGUGAUGCUAUUAGACAUCCAUACUGGAGAAAAAAUGUUUUGAAUUUGGAAUAUGAUGAUCAUUCAUUAAAUACUUUCCCUGAUAGAUAUGUUCGUGGUGAUUUUAUUGUACAUUAUGCACCUAUAGGUGGUUGUCCUGCUGCUCCUGUACUUAGGGGUUUAUCAAAUGUUAAAGUGUUAGAGGAAUUUCCUAAUGCUGAAAUCUCAAUUCCAUUUUAA
Messenger RNA from Rhizophagus irregularis DAOM 181602=DAOM 197198, 1618 nucleotides. RefSeq lists its product as uncharacterized. Lineage: Eukaryota; Fungi; Glomeromycota; Glomeromycetes; Glomerales; Glomeraceae. Gene Ontology annotation, cellular component: Golgi membrane. Gene Ontology annotation, molecular function: glycosyltransferase activity. The record is from RefSeq and is a predicted model, not a curated record. Gene Ontology annotation, biological process: protein N-linked glycosylation.